Molecule: messenger RNA, 1410 nt
Organism: Didymella exigua CBS 183.55
Lineage: Eukaryota; Fungi; Ascomycota; Dothideomycetes; Pleosporales; Didymellaceae
Product: carbamoyl-phosphate synthase arginine-specific small chain
Exons: 2
Coding region: 1-1410 (469 amino acids)
Biological process (GO): 'de novo' pyrimidine nucleobase biosynthetic process; L-glutamine metabolic process; L-arginine biosynthetic process
Cellular component (GO): carbamoyl-phosphate synthase complex; cytoplasm
Molecular function (GO): carbamoyl-phosphate synthase (glutamine-hydrolyzing) activity
Source: RefSeq, a predicted model, not a curated record
AUGCGGUCUGUCAAUGUCCUGGGACAAGUAACAAAGAACCGCGUCCAGACGCGUGCUCUGGCCACCGUUCAGUCCAACACGGAACGCCGAAUUCCCUCUCCUCCCCGAAAGCCCACAGAGAUCUCUACUGAGCGGGCUACCUUCACAAUCAAGAACGGCCCCAUCUUCUCCGGAAAAUCUUUCGGUGCAAAGGCCAACAUCUCCGGUGAAGCCGUCUUCACCACUUCCCUUGUUGGAUACCCUGAGUCCAUGACGGACCCCUCCUACCGCGGACAGAUUCUCGUCUUCACCCAGCCCUUGAUUGGCAACUACGGUGUACCUUCAGCUGCUCGCGAUGAGCACGGUCUGCUCCGUUACUUCGAGUCUCCUUACAUCCAGGCCUCUGGUAUUGUUGUUCAGGACUACGCCCUGAAGCACAGCCACUGGACCGCUGUCGAGUCGCUUGCCCAGUGGUGCGCUCGCGAGGGCGUCCCCGCCAUUUCUGGCGUCGAUACUCGCGAGGUCGUCACAUACCUCCGUGAGCAGGGUUCCUCCCUUGCUCGCAUCAGCAUUGGCGAGGAGUACGAUGCCGACGAGGAUGAGGCUUUCAUCGACCCCGAGGCCAUCAACCUCGUCCGUCGUGUCUCUACCAAGGCGCCCUUCCACGUGAGCUCGUCCCUCGGCGACAUGCACGUUGCCCUGAUCGACUGCGGUGUCAAGGAGAACAUCCUUCGCAGCCUCGUCUCCCGUGGAGCCAGCGUCACCUGCUUCCCAUUCGACUACCCGAUCCACAAGGUCGCUCACCACUUUGACGGCGUCUUCAUCUCCAACGGCCCCGGCGACCCAACGCACUGCACACAGACCGUGUACAACCUUCGCAAGCUGUUCGAGACCUCCCAGGUCCCCGUCAUGGGAAUCUGCAUGGGCCACCAGCUGAUCGCGCUCGCGGCGGGCGCCAAGACGAUCAAGCUCAAGUACGGCAACCGCGCGCACAACAUCCCCGCGCUCGACCUGAGUACGGGCAAGUGCCACAUCACGUCGCAGAACCACGGAUACGCCGUGGACCCAACGACGCUGAGCAGCGAGUGGCGCGAGUACUUCACGAACCUCAACGACCAGUCGAACGAAGGGCUGAUCCACAACUCGCGGCCCAUCUUCAGCGCGCAGUUCCACCCGGAGGCCAAGGGCGGCCCGCUCGACUCGGCGUACCUGUUUGACAAGUACGUCGAGAAUGUGCAGCGGUACAAGGAGCAGCAGUCGCAGCUGUCCAACAAGGACAACAAGCCCAGCGCGGUGCUUGUUGAUUUGCUCAGCAAGGAGCGCGUGGGUGUGCACCCGGACCAGCCCGACUUGGACAUGUCGUCCAACAGCCCGUCGGUGGUGGUUGGCGGGGCGGUGCCAUCGUACCAGCCCAUUUCGACCGCUGCGUGA